Molecule: messenger RNA, 3019 nt
Organism: Xiphophorus couchianus (Monterrey platyfish)
Lineage: Eukaryota; Metazoa; Chordata; Actinopteri; Cyprinodontiformes; Poeciliidae
Gene: gcm2
Product: glial cells missing transcription factor 2
Exons: 8
Coding region: 384-1769 (461 amino acids)
Biological process (GO): regulation of transcription by RNA polymerase II; gliogenesis
Cellular component (GO): nucleus
Molecular function (GO): RNA polymerase II cis-regulatory region sequence-specific DNA binding; DNA-binding transcription activator activity, RNA polymerase II-specific
Source: RefSeq, a predicted model, not a curated record
AAUGAGUUUGUUUGUUUUGGUAAAAACAGUCACGAGUUUACACAACAAACCCUCACCUGAACCUCCACACUCACCUGCAGAGCCAGCAGGUAGAAGUCCGGCUGAACCGGGUCGGACCCAGUCGCUGUGCCACCUGAUCAGGUGAGGUUCUGGUUCUGACCCGCCUCCUCCCCCCUGCCCCCUCCUCCCUGUGCAGCUCGCGGGUCUCACCUGUUCUCACUUCUACCUGCGCCGCCGUCCGAACCAGCCGCUUCUUUCUUCUUCAUCUCUCUUCGGUUCGGUUCUGAGAGGCUUAUCUUAGAGCCGGGACCAGAACCAGAACCGGGACCAGGAGGAGGACUUAACCCAGAGGCAGCAGCAGAGCCGGUACCGGUACCGGCAGCAUGUCCCGGGGGGAGCAGCGCGACGAGGCGGACUGCGUGUGUUCGGUCGGGAUGAAGCUGACCUGGGACAUCAACGACCCCAAACUACCGCAGGACCUGAAGCAGUUGGACCCAUUCCAGGAGUGGACAGACGGCUAUGUCCGCUACAUCUACAGCGGCGACGAUAAGAACGCCCAGAGACACCUGUCGGGCUGGGCCAUGAGGAACACCAACAACCACAACUGCCAGAUCCUGAAGAAGUCGUGCCUGGGGGUGGUGGUGUGUUCCCGGGGCUGCGCCCUGCCAGACGGCGCCCGCCUACAGCUGCGCCCCGCCAUCUGCGACAAGGCCAGGCAGAAACAGCAGAAGAAGAUGUGUCCAAACUGCAGCGCUGCUCUGGAGCUGCUGCCCUGCCGCGGCCACAGCGGAUACCCGGUCACCAACUUCUGGAGAGUCGACGGCAAGGCCAUCUUCUUCCAGGCUAAAGGUGUCCAUGACCAUCCCAGACCAGAGUCCAAGUCUGAGACCGAAGCCAGAAGGAGUUCAGUGAAGAGACGAGUCAAUUCCCCUCCGUUUACCCCGAAGAGACGCCUGAUGGAGAGCCAGGCUUUAGGCCCCGCCCUCCUCUGUGUGGAACCAGCAGAAAGGAUUUCCUUCAUUGAGCCGAACUUUCCGCAGCAUUACCCACAAUUCCAGAGCAGUGAGCCUUACUACAACCCCCACAAUGCACUGGGAGAGGCCCCGCCCGCCCUCCAGAAACCAGCCAACCCAAGACUGUACAUGGGCCGACCCGGCUACGACUUCCAGGGAUACCUGGCCUCACCUUCGUAUCCUGUGACCUCUGACCUCUGCGACCCCAGGGUAACGCCCGUCCUGGGCUCCUCUUCAGCGCCUCCAUCUUCCUCGGCUCCGCUCUCAUCCUCCUCAUCCUCCUUCGACCCGCAGACGAAGGCGCCGCCGGCCUGGAAGGAUCUCCUGAAGAGCUCUGCCCCCUACGCUGAUAACCACCACUACUACAGCGCAGAGUACCCCUGCCGUUACUCUAGCAACGCCCCAGGGUCACCCGCUGGUCUGCAGACCAUUAUCACCACGACAACCAAGGUGUCCUACCAGCCCUGUCCCAAGCCUCCGGGGGCGCUGCCUCCCUACCAGUCCUGUCCCAAACCGUCGGUCGGCCUGCCGUCCUACCAGCCUGCCAAAGCCGCCGGUCUGCCCGGCUGCUCGUCCCUGCUGGAAGACGCGUCUCCGUCUUCGUACUCUACUGAGGUCAAGGUGACCGAGGAGUCCGGCGGAGUCAUCAAGUCUCUGUCGUUUCCUCCAGAACCUCUGCAGACCAAGACGGAGCGGCUGGACCCCUACGACUACCACUACGCCUACCCCAACGCCUAUCGCUAUGACGACUACUGACUCAGCAACGACUCUGCCGCCAUGGCAACUGAAACUGAUGAACCAGACUUCCAGACGGAGGAAGGGUUCAGGUUCUGACCCGAAUCACCAAACCUUCAGAGGACGAAUCAGAGCCAUCAGAUGAAUCUUGUUCUGGAGGUUCUGUCCAGACCGGCCCAAUCCGUCCACAGGACCUCUAGAUGGUUCUGUAGUUCUGCUCGGGUCGGUUCUGAAGGUGUCAGAUCUUAUUAAAUGUGCAGUAACUGUUGUUUUUUAUGAAUGAUCUGCUUACCGUCCUGAUUCUGUCACCGAUCCAAACAAGAUGUCUAACACGGACCUGAACCGGGUUCUGACCUGGUCCUGACCAGAUUCUGACCGGACCCCGACUGAAUUCUGACCCCUUGGUCUGAGGCAGCUCCACCCAUCAGCUGCUGUCCUCUGGGUGGCGCUGCUACGCCUGCGGGGUUCCUGAACAAUGACAGAGAACGUUUUGUUGUUCUGGAAGAACCCGGAAGGUUCUGGUUCCGCCUGCGUGUUGCAGCCAUUACCCAGUCAGAUGUCUGAACCGGUUUUAUUCAGCCAACCGGAUCGUCAUCAUCCAGUCACAUUUUCACCCUGUCAUCCAUUUAUAAAGAUUGAAGCUAAAUGUUUAGUUUUGGACAACUGAACUUUUAUCUCCAAGCUAAACAUAAAUCUAAUAUUCAGCUAAAUUUGCAUCUUAGCUAAACAAACAUUAAGCUAAACUGCAUAUAUUUAGCCUCACAGCAAAUAGGUAACUUGUAAAAUCAAUAUUUAGCUCCAGGCUAAAUGUGUAGUUUGGAGUUAGACAUGCUAGCUAAAUAGUUAGCCUCAAGCUAAAUAGUUAGCCUCAAGCUAAAUAGUUAGCCUCAAGCUACAAGUUUGCAACUAAACAUUUAGUUUUUAGCUAAACUCCAAACUAUUAAUAAGUUUUAACUCUAAAUAUUUAGUCUGCUAACAGAUUUUUAGCUUCAAAUUGUGUGAUGUGAAACUGUGGAAAUGUUCUGGUCGGGCUGCCGGUCCACAGAACCAGCAGGGAACCAUCUGUUGGCCUGCCUGGUUCUGGCCAGGUUCUGGUUUGGUUCUGGUUGGUGAAAUUGGACUCAGAGUUCUACAGAUCCAGAAGUUUUGUUCUGCUGAGCAUAAAACCAACCCAGAACCAGGUGACCCAGUUGAAUUUAUGAGGACUGGUUUUGGUUCUGAUGGUCUGUCCCACAUUUCAGCUGAUGAAGAAUAAAAAGGUUCUGACAUUU